AUGGACUCAAGCGACUUUGAUGUCGCUCUGAAGCUUUUCUUGGAGGAUAUUACCAGGAUCGAGGCGGCACAAAAGGGGAAGAACCGUGCCGGUGUGCAAAGCGAUAAUGAAUACGCCGUCCAGUGUAUGAAAGACCAACUCUUAUCGAUCCAAACCGCGAAAGACGACAGGAAUGUUGCCCUUAGUACAUUGAGAGCAGUAACCACUGAUGCAAAUGCUCUUCUCUCCAUCCGGCGUGACGAAUACAUUGCCCUGAACGACCAUCAGUAUGCUCUCGACCUUGAACGCGGUGAUCAGCCCGAUUCAGCAAUCCCAUACUCGUUAAAGUUUGCGCAACACACCGAUACGAUUUCUCUAGCUAUGGGAGACCUGAUCCGUCGCAUGAAAAAGAAGGAUCUGGUGGACAAUGGCGAAGGUUCUUCUUACUUGAACAUUAUCACCCAAAAAGUCAAAGUGAAGUGCACCGCUUGCCUGGAUGAGCGGGAGGACAUCACGUUUUCUGGGAGAUGUGGCCAUCAGUAUUGCCAGGAGUGUACGCGAAGGUUGAUUCUCUCAACCCGAAACGAAGCAUUGUAUCCACCCCGUUGCUGUGGUCAGGUCCUACCACCUAUCAUUGUGCUCUCCGUUUUGAGCUAUGAGGAGCUCCGAAAAUUCAGCGACAAAGCAGUUGAGUACAACACAGAGAACCGAGUGUACUGUGCGGACCCAAGGUGUUCUCAAUUCAUUCCUCAGUUUGCUAUUGACGACAGGAAUGCAACCUGUCCAAGGUGUUUCAAGAUUACGCAUCUACCAUGUCGCUCAUUAGCCCACCCAGGCGCUCCUUGUCCUAAAAACAACACACGCCGUGAAAUCUUCGAGAUGGCAAGAACAGAGAAGUGGAAGAAAUGUUCCAAGUGCAAGAAUAUGGUUGAGCUGUUGCUCGGAUGUAACCAUAUCACCUGCAUGUACGCUUACUCCCUGCAUUCCUCGUCGUUGAGAUAG
This is a messenger RNA of Penicillium pulvis, 981 nucleotides long. RefSeq names its product BRcat and Rcat domain-containing protein. Gene Ontology annotation, biological process: ubiquitin-dependent protein catabolic process; protein polyubiquitination; positive regulation of proteasomal ubiquitin-dependent protein catabolic process. Gene Ontology annotation, molecular function: ubiquitin protein ligase activity; ubiquitin conjugating enzyme binding; zinc ion binding. Gene Ontology annotation, cellular component: ubiquitin ligase complex; cytoplasm. Lineage: Eukaryota; Fungi; Ascomycota; Eurotiomycetes; Eurotiales; Aspergillaceae. The record is from RefSeq and is a predicted model, not a curated record. The transcript has a single exon. Bases 1 to 981 code for a protein of 326 amino acids.